AUGGUCACACUGACUGUGCAGGACCAUGAUUUUAGAAAUGGACUUCAAGUUGAAGCUCUUCUGAGAUUGGUAAAUGGUGAUAACUCUUGUUCUGGACGAGUGGAGGUUUUUUAUGAUGGUGAAUGGGGAACAGUGUGUGAUGAUGAAUGGGAUUUAAUAGAUGCUGCAGUGGUGUGUAAAGAAAUGGGAUGUGGAAAUGCUACAGAGGCAAAGUCAGAUGCAUAUUUUGGUGAAGGUUCAGGAGAAAUAUGGCUGAAUGAUUUAAAAUGUGAUGGAACUGAGAUUUCAGUUUCAGACUGUGAUACACAGCCCUGGGGAGCAAACAAAUGUAAACAUAAACAAGAUGCUGGAGUCAUUUGUCAAGCCUCUGUUAGGUUGGUGAAUGGUUUUAACCAAUGUUCUGGGCGAGUGGAGGUUUUCUAUAAUGGAACCUGGGGAACAGUGUGUGGUGAUUACUGGGACUCUACUGAUGCUGCAGUGGUGUGUAAAGAGUUGGGGUGUGGAGAUGCUAUAGAGGCAAAGAAUUUAGCAUAUUUUGGACAAGGUUCAGGAAAAAUAUGGAUGGAUGACGUAAGUUGUGUUGGUACAGAGUCAUUACUGAAAAACUGUAAAAGUGCGGGGUGGGGAGUAACCAACUGUGGACAUAGUGGAGACGCAGGAGUCAUUUGUCAAGCAUUAAUUAGGUUGGUGAAUGGCAGUAACCCUUGUUCAGGACGAGUGGAGGUUCUUCAUGAUGGUGAAUGGGGAACAGUGUGUGAUAACGGCUGGGAUCUAUCAGACGCUGCAGUGGUGUGUAGAGAAGUUGGCUGUGCAGAUGCUCAAGAGGUGAAAAGUGCUGCCUAUUUUGGAGCAGCUCCUGUCAGGUUGGUGAAUGGCAGUAACUCAUGUUCUGGACGAGUGGAGGUUCUUCAUAGUGGGACAUGGGGAACAGUGUGUGCAGAUUCCUGGGACUCUGCUGAUGCUGCAGUGGUUUGUAAAGAGGUUGGCUGUCCGACCAGUACUGACGCAAAAGCUUUUAUCUUCUUUGGACCUGGUGUAGGAACAAUAUGGAUGGAUGAUGUUCAAUGUGCAGGGGUUGAAUCCUCACUAAAGGGGUGUGGAAUUCUUGCAUGGGGAUCACACAACUGUGACCAUUCAUAUGAUGUUGGAGUCAUCUGUCAAGGUAGGUCUCCUUUAGAUGUUAAACUGGUAGAUGGAUUUAAUCAGUGUUCUGGAAGAGUGGAGGUUUUAUAUAAUAAUCAAUGGGGAACCAUCUGUGAUGUUGGCUGGGAUUUAACAGAUGCUGCAGUGGUGUGUAAUAGCAUGGGUUGUGGGUCUCCUAUAGCAGCAGAGACUGGGGCAUUUUUUGGUGAGGGUUCAGGACCUGUGUGGCUGGAUGAUGUGAGUUGUUCUGGGAAUGAGUCAACAGUAACACAAUGUCCAUCAAAGGAACUAGGAACAAGCAGCUGUACCCAUGGACAAGAUGCUGGAGUCGCCUGUAACCGUGAGCUUAAAUUCCUUCACCCAAAAAUAUAA
Molecule: messenger RNA, 1515 nt
Organism: Paramisgurnus dabryanus
Lineage: Eukaryota; Metazoa; Chordata; Actinopteri; Cypriniformes; Cobitidae
Source: RefSeq, a predicted model, not a curated record